Messenger RNA from Suillus paluster, 2184 nucleotides. RefSeq lists its product as uncharacterized. Gene Ontology annotation, molecular function: protein binding; DNA-binding transcription factor activity, RNA polymerase II-specific; RNA polymerase II cis-regulatory region sequence-specific DNA binding. Lineage: Eukaryota; Fungi; Basidiomycota; Agaricomycetes; Boletales; Suillaceae. Gene Ontology annotation, biological process: regulation of transcription by RNA polymerase II. The coding region runs from base 43 to 1998 and encodes 651 amino acids. The record is from RefSeq and is a predicted model, not a curated record. The transcript is spliced from 3 exons.
AUUUAAUUGUUGUCUCAUCACCGACACUCGCCGACUCAGACAAUGUCCUCAACAGCCGUCGUAGCGCUGGACUCUCCCAUGAACACCAUCGACGUUCUUCGUAAUUCACUGUCUCCAGAUGAUUCACCAGCAAAGAUCAGCGCAUACUAUUCACUUGUCUUCCCAAACAUCACUUUCUAUCUACAGACCCUGACAGUAACUAUUGGGCGCCGCUGUAUACCCAAUGCUUCCACGUCUGCUGCAGACAACAGUCCAGUUGAUGUCGAUUUGGGACCCCUAAAGAGUGUAUCCAGGCUCCAUGCAAAGAUCGAGUACGAGGAGGACGAGGAACGCUUUGUUCUCGUCGUCGUAGGCAGAAACGGCGCUUGGGUCGACGGUGUCUGGUCGGGCAGCGGUAGCAGGGUUCCUUUGGGAGAAAGGUCUCAGAUUCAGAUAGCUUCCAGGACAUUUCACUUCGUACUCCCUCCCCCUCUAGCACCGGAGGACUCGCCAUCCCCGAGUUCAAAUUCAUCAGUGCACCGCGCCCGUUCACCAUCUGUCGAUAUUACCUCUAUAUCCCCACCCUCUUCUUUACCCUCGAAUUCUCCGCCCCCCAUCUCUGUGCCGCAUGUUCCCCCACCAAAGUCACCGGACCCACAGCUCCCAAAUUCCAACAGCAUAUCCAGGGCGAAGAAUGCGCCCAAGAAGCGCAAGAAAUCAGACCUUGUUCCCAUACCAAAACCGGAAGUCAUGCCCCCAAAGCCUCAAUUUACAUACGCUCAGCUGUGCUAUCGAGCUAUUAAGGCAAUGGGCGGUAAGGCUACGCUGCAGGAUAUAUGUUCGUGGAUGAUGGAGAAUUAUGACUGGUACCGAUAUAAUGAGGGUGCGGGUUGGGAAAACUCUGUUAGACAUAAUUUAUCAUCAGGGCGUGCAUUCAAGAAGAUGGAGAGAAGUUCCGGAGAACGGGGCAAGGGGUUUUAUUGGUCCGUGGACGAACAGUAUGAGCACACGUUUGAGGAGCAAGAAGCCAGAUCACAAGCUGCUUCGUCGAGUGCAGGUGGUAAAGAUGGAAAGGGCAGGAAGAAGGAGAAGGCAGUGCCUCUCGAACCUGCGCUCAAGCGUAGUGUCAAGGGCGAUAUCAAAGGCGGCACUCUUCCACCCCCAUUAACAUCAACACCGCUACAGUUCAAGUCAUCUAAUUCCUCUAUGCCGCAGACGAACCCGUUGACAACAGUCCCCCUUGCGACUCCUUUCACAACCACACCCAUCAUCAAGACAGAACCUUCGGCGGCACUCGAUUUCACUUCAACAGGGCAUCCAGCACCACCAGCCGCAUCUCCACACACUGCUCCUGCACUAGCAGCACCUUCUUCAUCAGAAUCUUCCACAUGCGCAACAUCCAACGCAGCAUCGGCACCCUUCUCAGCAUUACCUGCAUCUGUUUGCCUACCCAUCAUAGUUGGACCCGUUCCUCCCUCGCAUCCUUCAUCCUCGAACCCUGAGCAGGCACAACCCAUCAUUCUUCAUAACAAUACCCUGAUACUCUCUCCCACGAUCUUUUCACAUUUGUCUCCAGAGCAGCUCCGAGAGCUCGAGGCGCUUGGCGCCCAAAAGGCACUAGAGAUUUUACAAGGUCAUAUCGUGCGAUAUCUCAAGGAGAAGAUGACUCGCGGACGCGGGCGGGCCAAGCGUGGAAGAGGCGGUCGCGGAGGUACACCUCGCGAUAACAAAGCCCCUCCCCCAGGUGGUCCAUUUACCACUGCGCCGCUUCCACCGCGGACGGUCCAACCAGUGACGGUGCCGGGUUUCGGGAGUGCCCAGACUCAAGCACCACCUGCCCAUCCACCGAGCGCUGAGGGCGUUUCCAUCAGUAUCGCGGAGAAACCUCCCGUGCCUGUGCCAAUAAUCGCACCCAUGCCUCUCCCUCGCAGCGAGUCUCCUAUCAUCGUAGUGGACGACAUUGACUCGGCUGAUGAGGGCCCCGCGAUGAAGAAGCGGCGGAUAGACGUUGUUUGUUAGCAUUGACACCUCAUCGACCAUUCUUUGAUCACUUCCUAUUGCAUACGCGACUUGACGUCUUCGUCUCUACGCCCUUUCAUGACUUACUUUUAUUAGCCCACUAGUUCAUGCGAUAAUUUGACUCAGCAGUAACAUACGAUACACAUGGAAGCAUGCUUAUGAUUCACAGGACUAUAGAUUUGUACA